GGUCAAAACUUUACCCCCACUAAAUAUCCACAAACAUGUCUUCGAGCAACUACAACGCUGUGUCAAGCCAGGCUGCGAGUGAAAGCACUCCUGCCAUCCCAUUGAUGAUGUCGAGCAUGGGGACGACCUUUGCUCCGAUCACUACUGUAGGAUCAAUUGGCAUGAUCCCAAUCAUGUCAACCCCAACUCCUACGCCGACGACAACAAUGUUCCCAGGCUCGAUAACAACGCCUGGUGGAGCAUUCACACCAUACCCGUCAGCUUGGGCUCAGUUUGCUGCUGACCCGGCAAAUGCUCAGGCUCUACAGGGCUAUCAACAGGUGAUGGCCAUGAUGCAACAGGCAGGUGGCUUCAUGCCAUUUGCCUAUCCUGGUAUGACGCCGCCAAUUAUGCCACCUCUGGUGUCGACUCCGUCGACAUUUGUCCCUAGGAUGGUCCCUAUACAUCUGGUGAAUUUGACGGGGACUUUGAAUGAAGCAGCGCCCUCAAAUGUCCAUGAAAUCAAUGAGGCGGAGCAGGAGGCGGCCCGCAGGAAGAAGGGUAAGGCUAUAGCCGAACCCAGCAAGACUCGAGAUUCGGCAUUCAAACGCCUAGGGGGAAAAGAGGAUGGACCCCGCAAAUCUGCCAAGCUACGUCUUGGUCCUGAGAUGGGCCGGACUAGCGCAAUGGAAAGACUUGGUGGGGGUCGUCACGCCCAAUCUCGUCGUUCUAGGGAAUCUGAGACGAUUCACCAAGACGAGGAGGAAGCAGAAAGCCAGCUGGGGGCGUCGGCAUACACCAGGCUCUCAUACGAUGAGGAUGACCUGGACAAGAUAGGAAGCGUAGCAAGAAAGCUACGUGCCCUGGAAGAAAAGGUGGACGAGAAGGCGGGAGCAAAGAAGCACACCCUGGGCAAAUCACCCUUUUCGGCCAGGGUACAUGCACAAAAAUUGAGGCGUAAGGUCAAGCUGGACGUGGAAAAAUUUACUGGAAAGGAGGAUCCAAACGUCCACCUUGACACCUUCCACAAUGCAGCACAGAUGGCCGGGUGCACUAAUGCUGAGGAAUGCCUGCUCUUCUUCUCAUCCUUGAGAGGGAGGCCAGUGGAAUGGUUUAACGGUCUUCCCCAUGGCAGGAUUGGGUCCUUUGAGAAACUUGCUGAAGUUUUCCGCAAGAAGUACCACGACAACUGCAUCAAGAGGAAGAAAUUUACCUACCUUAACACGGUAGGGCAGAGGGAGAAGGAGACCUUGACUCAAUUCUUAACCCGCUGGAGGGACGAGGUUGACAAGGUAGAAGAGAUGGAUGAUAAGACGGCCAUGUCUUUGUUGAUGAAUGCCUUCCGGUCAGGUGACCUAUACACUGAAUUCUGUAGGAGGCUGCCCUCCUCUUAUCAGGAAGCCUACAAUACGGAAUGGGAAUAUGCCGAGGCAGAAGUGUUGAACAAGAAUAAGCGGGAGCUGGAAGAAGGCUACACAAAGUCGAAAUCCGACAAGCCGAAGAAAGAUGAGCAGACAGGAGGGUCCAAACUAAAGGCUACAUAUGACGGAUCCAUCCACCAAAUAAGGGAUGAUAAGAAAGGAGAGCAACCCAAGAGACAAUGGACAAAGAAGUGGUGCACAUACCACCAAUCCGAUUCCCACAUUACGGCAGAUUACCGAAAUGUCAAGGCUGUGCUCAAGGAGAUGGCCUUGAAAGGGGAGCUUGGGGAAGGUUACGCGACGGGUAAUAAGAAGGACCCGAAAGCGAACAACUGGACCCGUCAUCAGGGAAAAGACCUGGGAAAGAGAAAAUCCGGGAAGGAUAACAACAAUCCGGAUAAAGAAUUCAUACGGAUGAUUGUCGGCGGCCCAGAAGGCGGGGACACUGCCUCCUAGCGGAAGAACUGGGCCAGGAGUUUGCACGUGGCGGUGGUUUCCCUGGAGUCACAUGGGAAGCAGGCAAGGAGGGAACCAAUCACUUUCACUGAUAGGGAUCUUCCCAGGACGGGGGGAGAUCAUAAUGACCCUUUGGUUAUUACAAUGGAUAUCAAUGGAGCAGACGUGGCCAGGGUCCUGGUUGACACAGGAAGCAGUGUCAAUGUUCUAUACUUGGAUGCUUUCAAGAAAUUGAAGCUGGACAG
Molecule: messenger RNA, 2101 nt
Organism: Cuscuta campestris
Lineage: Eukaryota; Viridiplantae; Streptophyta; Magnoliopsida; Solanales; Convolvulaceae
Source: the annotation of a GenBank genome assembly